Cinclus cinclus is the source of this 5009-nucleotide messenger RNA. RefSeq names its product RNA polymerase I subunit A (gene POLR1A). Gene Ontology annotation, cellular component: RNA polymerase I complex. The coding region runs from base 1 to 4971 and encodes 1656 amino acids. The transcript has 35 exons. Gene Ontology annotation, molecular function: DNA binding; DNA-directed RNA polymerase activity. Gene Ontology annotation, biological process: DNA-templated transcription. NCBI's taxonomy places the organism in Eukaryota, Metazoa, Chordata, Aves, Passeriformes, Cinclidae. The record is from RefSeq and is a predicted model, not a curated record.
AUGAGGCCGUCCAAAGUGGUGCCAUGGCGGCGGCUGGUUGGGGUGACCUUCGGGAUGUACACGGCCGAGGAGAUCAGGAAACUGAGUGUGAAACCCAUAACAAACCCUCAGUACCUGGAUAACGUGGGGAAUCCGGCUGUAAAUGGUCUGUACGACUUGGCCUUGGGACCUCCGGACUCCAGAGAAGUGUGUGCGACUUGCACGCAGAACUUCAGCAACUGCCCCGGACACUUUGGCCAUAUAGAACUGCCAUUGCCUGUCUACAACCCGCUGUUCUUCGAUAAAUUAUACCUUCUAAUCCGAGGUUCUUGUUUGAAUUGCCACAUGCUGACAUGUCCUCGAGCUGUGGUUCACUUACUGCUAAGUCAGCUGAAGGUGCUGGAGAAAGGGUUGCUUCAUGCUGUCCAUGACCUUGAAAUCAUUCUGAACAGGUUUGUGGAACAAUGUGCAGAUGCAACAGGCUCAGAAAUUGAAGAAGAGUUAAAUCGCCACGUUCAGGAAAUGUUGCAGAGCUCUCAAAGAAGAGAUCGGUGUUCAAAUGUCAAAAAUGUGUGUGAGUGUAGAAAUAAACUGGUAUCACAGUUCUGGAAAGCACACAUGGGUUCAAAGAAAUGCCCAAACUGCAAAUCCAGGAGAUCGCUGGUGCGAAAGGAACACAACAGCAAGCUGACAGUAACCUAUCCUUCCACAGUGUACCAAAAGGCAGGAGGGGAAUGCAUUCUGGAUGAAACAGCAGGUAUUGAUGAAAGCCAGUUAGGGAAGAGAGGAUACCUUACACCAAUGACUGCCAAGGAAUACAUCCUGGCUCUGUGGAAGAAUGAAGGUUUCUUUCUGCGUUAUCUCUUCCCUGGGAUGAAUCCCAAUGAGAGUUCAGGAUUCAGUCCAGACAUGUUUUUUUUAGAUCUACUUGUGGUUCCACCUUCAAGGUAUCGUCCUGUAAAUCGCGUGGGAGAUCGCCUGUUCACAAAUGGGCAGACUGUGAACUUGCAGGCUGUGAUGAAAGAUGCCCAGUUGAUACGGAAGCUCUUGGUUUUCAUGGCCAAAGAGCAGUGCCAGCCAAUAAAAAUUACAGAAGAAAUUCAAACAACAGGAGGGGAUAGUGAACCUCUGGACCGUUCUGUGCUGACAACGAUUCCAGGACAGAGCAUUGCAGAUAAGCUGUACAAUGCUUGGAUACGUCUCCAGAGCCAUGUCAACAUUGUGUUUGAUAGUGACAUGGACAAGCUGAUAACAGAAAAAUACCCUGGUAUUCGUCAGCUGUUGGAGAAGAAGGAAGGGCUGUUCCGCAAGCACAUGAUGGGGAAGCGUGUGGAUUUUGCUGCUCGAUCCGUCAUUUGCCCCGACAUGUACAUCGGGACCAACGAGAUUGGCAUCCCUAUGGUAUUUGCCACCAAACUGACUUACCCUCAGCCAGUCACUCCCUGGAAUGUCAAAGAGCUGAGGCAGGCUGUCAUCAAUGGGCCCAAGGUGCACCCUGGGGCCUCCAUGGUCAUUAACGAGGACGGGUCUCGCACGGUGCUGAGCGCCACCAGCCUGACCCAGCGCGAGGCCAUCGCCAAGCAGCUCCUCACCCCCUCCUCAGGGGCACCCCAGACGGGGCUGAAGAUUGUGUGUCGGCACAUUAAGAACGGGGAUGUGCUGCUGCUGAACCGGCAGCCCACGCUCCACAGACCUUCCAUCCAAGCUCACCGGGCCCGGAUCCUGCCUGGGGAGAAGGUGCUGAGGCUUCACUACGCCAACUGCAAGGCUUACAACGCCGACUUCGACGGAGAUGAGAUGAACGCCCACUUCCCACAGAGCGAGCUGGGCAGAGCAGAAGCCUACACCUUAGCCAUCACUGAUAAACAGUACCUGGUGCCAAAGGAUGGGAAGCCACUUCCUGGCUUAAUCCAGGAUCACAUGAUUUCUGGAGUCAGCAUGACCAUGCGGGGCUGCUUUUUCACCAGAGAGGAGUACAUGGAGCUUGUGUACCGAGGGCUGACAGACAAAAAAGGAAAAAUUAAAAUCUGUCCUCCAGCCAUUAUGAAGCCACAACGAUUAUGGACAGGAAAGCAGGUCGUUUCCACGUUGUUAAUAAAUAUCAUUCCAGACAACUAUGCUCCACUGAAUUUGACUGGGAAAGCAAAAAUUGGUGGGAGAGCCUGGGUAAAGGGACCUGCAAAAGGAUCUCUGAAUCUUGAUUCAAUGUGUGAAUCUCAGGUUAUUAUCAGAGAUGGGGAAUUACUGUGUGGAGUCUUGGACAAAGCUCACUUUGGCAGCUCUGCCUACGGGCUGGUCCACUGCUGCUAUGAGAUCUAUGGGGGUGAAACCAGUGGGAAAGUGCUGUCAUGUCUGGGGCGCCUCUUCACUGCUUACCUGCAGCUGUACAGGGGAUUUACCAUGGGGAUCGAAGAUAUUUUGGUUAAACGUGAAGCAGACCACAAAAGAAAAAAAAUCAUUGAAAGGUCAAGGCAGAGUGGUAUUGAAGCUGUCAGAGCUGCUUUUAAUUUGCCAGAAACAGCAUCAUGUGAAGAAGUCCAAGGGAAGUGGCAGGAUGCCCAUCUCUGCAAAGACCAGAGGGAUUUUAACAUGGUUGAUAUGAAAUUCAAGGAGGAAGUAAACAAUUACAGCAAUGAAGUCAACAAGGUUUGCAUGCCCCUUGGUCUCCACAGGAGUUUUCCAGAGAACAAUUUGCAGUUGAUGGUACAGUCAGGAGCCAAAGGAUCCACUGUAAACACAAUGCAGAUUUCUUGUUUGCUGGGCCAGAUUGAGCUGGAAGGUCGAAGACCCCCACUGAUGGCAUCUGGCAAAUCACUGCCAUGUUUCCAGCCUUAUGAUUUUUCUCCUAGCUCAGGAGGAUUUGUGACUGGCAGAUUUCUCACUGGGAUCAGACCUUCUGAAUUCUUCUUUCACUGCAUGGCUGGCAGGGAAGGUCUUGUGGAUACAGCUGUCAAAACCAGCCGUUCUGGGUACCUGCAAAGGUGCAUCAUCAAACAUUUGGAAGGACUGGUAGUUCAGUAUGACUUGACUGUACGAGACAGUGAUGGCAGCGUGGUGCAGUUUCUGUAUGGAGAAGAUGGGCUUGAUAUCCCUAAAACUCAGUUCUUACAACCUGAGCAGUUUCCUUUCAUUGCAGAAAACUAUGAGGUAAUCCAGAAGACAAACCAUCUGGAUGAAGCUUUAGCAAGGAUGGAGUCUCACCAAGCUAACCAGCAGUUCAAAGUCAUCAAGAAGUGGCGAGCCAGACACCAAAACUCUGUGCAAAGAGAAGGAGGCUUUCUGUUAUUUUCCCAAAAGAAAUUGGCAAGUUUGAAAGCACAACAUCCAGGAGGUGAAAUGAAGAAUGGAAGAGAUCCUGCUACUUUACAGUUGUUGAAGAUGUGGUAUGAGCUUGAUGAGAAGAAACAAAGGAAGUACCUGAAGAAGACAAAUAAGUGUCCUGACCCAAGCCUUGGGGUUUGGCGUCCAGAUACUUAUUUUGCAUCUGUUUCAGAAACAUUUGAAAAUGGAGUGGAAGGCUAUAUCAAUAAAUGGGAAUCUGAGAGCAGCCGGAGUUAUGUGCACCCAGCACUUUCUUCUGAUAGAUUAAAGGAUCUGUUGUAUUUAAAGUGGCAGCGUUCUCUUUGUGACCCAGGAGAAGCUGUGGGGCUUCUUGCUGCUCAGAGUAUCGGGGAGCCUUCAACACAGAUGACUCUGAACACCUUUCACUUUGCUGGCAGAGGUGAAAUGAAUGUCACAUUGGGUAUUCCAAGGUUGCGAGAAAUACUAAUGGUGGCCAGCGCAAACAUUAAAACACCGAUGAUGAGUGUUCCUGUGUUCAGUACCAAGAAAGCUCUCAAGAAGGUGAAACAGCUUAAGAAACAGCUCACGAGAGUGUGCUUAGCUGAGGUCUUGCAGAAAGUGGACAUUGAGGAAUCCCUCCAUGUGAAGCACAAGCUGAACAAGCAUCGCCUUUACAAAAUCAAAUUCCAUUUCUUGCCCAAUGAAUAUUACCAAGAGGAGAAGUGUGUGAAGCCCAGGCAGGUCUUGCACUUCAUGGAAACAAGGUUCUUUAAAGUUCUUCUGGAAGCAAUUAAAAGGAAGACUACAAAGAUGGCAUCUUUUAAUGAAGUCAGCACUCGGAAGACAACUCGGAAGGAUUUAGAUGAUGACCAAGACAAGACACCAAAUUGUUUGGAAGCUGUAGCAGAGGAAGAAGAGAACAUUGUUGAUGCAGAAGCUGAUGAAGGGGAUGGUGAUGCUACAGAAACAAAACGGAGGAAAAACCAGGAAGAAGAGGUUGAUUAUGAGAGCGAAGAAGAGAACGGGGAAGAAAAUGCUAAUGAGAAUCUGGAAGAUGAAGACGCUGAAUCUGAAAAAGAAGGGGAGACUCCUGGUGCUGAAGAGGAUCAGAACCGAGCAGAGGAGGUUUCCUUGGCAUUGCCACUGACCAAGGUGUACUUUGACCUCUCCUCCCUGCUGGCAUCCCUGGCACGCAGCACAGUGAUCCACGAGGUGAAGGGCAUCACACGCUGCCUGCUGAAUGAAAGUACCAACAAGGAGGGAGAGAAGGAAUUUGUUCUCCAGACAGAAGGGAUAAACCUGGCAGAGCUCUUCAAAUACUCUGAUAUUUUGGACCUGAACAGACUUUAUUGCAAUGAUAUCCAUGCCAUGGCUAAGAAUUAUGGAAUUGAAUCAGCCCUGAGGGUGAUUAUAAAGGAAAUAAAAGAUGUAUUUGCUGUAUAUGGAAUUGUGGUAGACCCUCGACACCUUUCACUUGUGGCAGAUUACAUGUGUUUUGAAGGAAUUUAUAAACCACUGAAUCGCAUUGGAAUUCAGUCCAGCUCCUCCCCUCUGCAACAGAUGACGUUUGAAACCAGCUACAAAUUCUUGAAGGAAGCAACAAUGAUGGGCGCCCACGAUGAGCUGCGAUCCCCUUCGGCCUGCCUGGUGGUUGGAAAAGUUGUCAAAGGAGGGACUGGCUUGUUUGAUCUCAAGCAGCCCCUGACAUAGUGUUUUGAUGGUAACUUAAGGAUCUGAUUGAAAUGUUC